This is a messenger RNA of Thrips palmi, 1040 nucleotides long. RefSeq names its product nuclear cap-binding protein subunit 2 (gene Cbp20). NCBI's taxonomy places the organism in Eukaryota, Metazoa, Arthropoda, Insecta, Thysanoptera, Thripidae. The record is from RefSeq and is a predicted model, not a curated record. The transcript is spliced from 5 exons. Gene Ontology annotation, biological process: mRNA cis splicing, via spliceosome. Gene Ontology annotation, molecular function: RNA cap binding. The coding region runs from base 200 to 694 and encodes 164 amino acids. Gene Ontology annotation, cellular component: nuclear cap binding complex.
GGAGUCACUCUGCGGCGCCCAAACGGCCCAGCCAGCGGCUCGGCUUUUCGGUUGUUGUUGCGGUUGGCGUCGAUAAAAGUUGGAAGUGUCAGUUCGUGCGAUACUCCCCUUUGAAUUUCCUACCGAUACGCAGCAACUUCGAACCAAAUUGAGCGCUUUUUCUCAGUGGAUGGUUGUAGCUUAACAGCCUUUGCGCAUCAUGUCGCAUCAUCAAACAUCUCCUUCGACUGAUCUGAGCUCAUACCGAGACCAACAUUUUAAAGGGUCCAGAGCGGAACAGGAAAGACUUCUGCGCACCAGCACCACCAUCUAUGUGGGCAAUUUGUCCUUUUAUACAACUGAGGAACAGAUAUAUGAACUCUUUACCAAAUGCGGAGAUGUGAAGAGAAUAGUUAUGGGGCUUGACAAGUAUAAAAAGACUCCAUGUGGAUUUUGUUUUGUUGAAUACUAUUUAAGGGCAGAUGGAGAGUUGUGCAUGCGAUUCAUCAAUGGGACAAGACUUGAUGACCGCAUUGUGAGAACUGACUGGGAUGCUGGUUUUGUAGAAGGAAGGCAGUAUGGCAGAGGAAAGUCAGGAGGACAAGUGCGUGAUGAAUACAGAACUGAUUAUGAUGGUGGAAGAGGGGGUUAUGGCAAACUGAUGCAACAAAAAGUUGGAACCCCUGUUCAAGACAUUGGAGUUUUCCGAUCGUGACCUUUCCAUUGUAUCGAAUGGGCUCAAUCGUCAUCAAGCGACUUUCACUUUUUGUUUUGGGCAAUUCUAGAUCAUCAAUUUAUCAGACUUGGCUUCCAAAGAGCAUCUUAAUUUUAUUGUCUAGAUCAUUAUGUACAGCUUUUCUAUCUAAAGAAAUAAGAUAUGAAUUCGACCUUCAUUCUUCUAAAUUGGUAAUGUGAUACUAUAUGAUGUACAUGCAAUCUUUACCUACAUGUGCGUGACUGAAUUAAAUUUCACAUGAGUUGUGUGUUUGGUUGCUAAUGAAGCAGCUACAACUUUUCAUUUCAUGUUUUAUUACAAUAAAUACAUUUCCAUUUAUAAUGUA